Fusarium sp. VM40 is the source of this 1509-nucleotide messenger RNA. Lineage: Eukaryota; Fungi; Ascomycota; Sordariomycetes; Hypocreales; Nectriaceae. The record is from the annotation of a GenBank genome assembly.
AUGGCGCCCCGACAAGAACCCAAGGUCAUUCGACCAAUGAGCAACAUGGAGUUGUAUCACUCAGCCCUACACACUUUGCGUCAUAGCUGUGGUACUUCUGUGGUCUGUCGUUAUGGUCUUCCCAAGCAUCUCGCAUUCGAGUCCGUUCGGGAUAUCUUCCAUCGAGCUAUGGCACUUACAGUAGUUGAACAUCCAAUGCUACAAGUGGGAAUCCUAAACGAAGACUCUGCUGUACCAUCGUGGAUAGAACUUGAUAGUCUUGAUCUUAGUACACAUAUCAGCUGGCAGGAGAUUAAAGUCUCGGACAACUAUGACAGUUGCCUAAGGGAAUCGAUCCGAAGUCAGCUGGAUACUUGGUUCACCGACGUAGAGACGAAGCCAGGAUGGAGAGUUUCCAUAUUAUGGCCAGAAGGGAAGCCUCAAUCGCUGGAUGUUAUCUUUUGCUGGAACCAUACCAACUUCGACGGUGUGGGAGGCAAGAUCCUGCACCAGAGCUUGUUGCGCAACCUUAACGAUCCUCGAGUUUUACAGGAACUGCCCGACCUUAAAGAAAAUACACUCCAGCUCAAGAGUGUUUCCGAUAGGUUCCCUCCCCCUCCAGAGAAACUCGUCAAGAUCCCAAUCUCGUGGGGAUUCGCCCUGUCAACCGUCUGGAAAGAACUGAGGCCUCCGUUUCUCGUAUCCAGCGAUCCCACCCAAGCCAGCUGGGCCCCUAUCAAGGAAGAGCCCUAUCGAACUGAGUUCCGGACCUUUUCGAUUGAAGACGCAACGGUGAAGAAGGUUAUUGAGAAGUGCCGAGUACACAAAACCACCAUCACAGGCCUCUUACACGCCUUACCACUGGCAUCUCUCGCCCUACAACUAGCAGAAGGCAAGAAGCAUUACAAAGAGGAGGCAAAGUCGAUGUAUGCUAUAAGUGCGUUGGAUACCCGUCGAUUUAUGCCCGACCGUUCCGAGGCAUACCCUUGGCAUGUCCCUAGUACAACCAUGGAUAACCAAAUGACUCUAUGCGACCACCUGUUUGACGAGAACUUGGUAGCAGACAUUCGCAGCAGAUGCAAAGGCGUAUCCUCGGACGAAGAUACAAUGGCUCAGCUGGAGGAUGUCGUCUGGUCUGCUGCGGUACAAGCUCGCCAGGAUAUCCAGAGCAAGCUCGACAAGGGCAUGGACAACGAUCCAUUAGGGCUUAUGGGUCUCGUUAAGGACUGGCGUGCGCAAAAGAAGCAGCAGCUCAAGAAGCCUCGAGUAGGAGCCUGGGGUGUAUCCAAUCUAGGAACCAUGGAUGGAGACGUUGAAGGGUCCGGCUGGAAGGUUGAGCGAGCUGUGUUUCAGCUGAGCUGCGAGGUUACUUCGCCUGUGUUCCACAUCAGCUCCAUCAGCGUGAAGGGUAGGGAGAUGUGCGUUGAUGUCAGCUGGCAGGAGGGUGUUGUCGAUGCUGAGAUUGGAGACAAGCUUGCUGCGGAUAUGGAGGCCUGGUUAAAGUUUCUUGGCGUUGGAGGCAAGGAAUGA